UGGCAAGGGACAAGACCGGGGCGGCGCCCACCUACCGCGAAGGCGAAGCAGUUCCGCAGGGCCUCGAACUCCUGCGCACAGAGGUCCUUCGUCAGACGUCCGCCUGGGGCCGUGGACGCCUGCACGCACCUUCCAUAGGCUGCGGCCUGGGGGCGGACGGGGGACGGACGAGGGUCGCGGCGGCCCGCCUUGCGGGUCACCCCGCACAGACCCCACCUCCGCCCCGUCCCAGCCCCGCCCGACAGCUUCUCACCUCGGCCCGACAGACCGCGAGGCGCUCGGGGAAGGCGCGGAGGCGGCCUCGCACGCGCCCCCACACCGCUCCGUUCCCGGACAUGAGCGACUCCUCCUGGCGCCCACGGGCGCCGCCAUCUUAGGUUCCUCCUCUUCCGGCGCCCAGCGGCUGGAUAGGCGCACCUUCCGCCCGUCGUCUUUCCUGCGCUUUCUGUUUGGUCAGGCUUCGGCUCCAGCCCCUGCCUCGCUUCCGGAAUGGCGCCGGACCUCCCGCAGCCCUGCAAGUGGCUCGUGAACUUGUCUGUCUUUGAUCUGGGGCUUCGGAUUGGUUCAGGCUCAGGGUGUUUGCCGGCAUCGGCUCCAGGCUCCGCCCCGCGCGAGAGAUUGGCCAGCUGGCUAAGGCCCACGCAGUGAUUGGAGGAGGGCAUCGGCCGCGGGCGGGGCCGGAAGGUAGCCGGUAUCAUGGCGGCCACGCCGCAGCUGCGGGACCGCCUGAGCUUCCUGCACCGGCUCCCGAUUCUCCUGAAGGGAACUUCGGACGAUGACGUCCCAUGUCCGGGCUACUUGUUUGAGGAGAUCGCCAAAAUCUCGCAUGAGUCCCUGGGCAGCAGCCAGUGCCUCCUGGAGUACCUUCUGAACCGUCUGCACAGCGGCUCCGGCCGCGUGAAGCUCAAGGUGCUGAAGAUCCUGCUCCACCUGUGCGGUCACGGCUCCUCCUCAUCUCUGCUCAUCCUCAAACGCAACCCUGCUUUCAUCCAGGAAGCCGCAGUUUUCUCGGGGCCCCCAGACCCUCUCCAUGGGAACAGCUUGUACCAGAAGGUGCGGGCCGCUGCCCAGGACCUGGGGAGUGCCUUGUUCUCAGACAGCCUGUUGCCCCCGCCUCCCUCCCAGCCUCCUAGGGCCCUGCCUCCAGCAGGCAUGGGCUCCGAGUCCAGGCCCCAGGGCGCCCUCCAGGGUUUUGGCUACAGCAAGGACCGAGGCCCCACAGGCUCUGCCGGCGAAGCGUUCCUCUCCACCAUCCAGAAGGCUGCAGAGGUGGUGGCCAACGCUGUGCGCCCCGGGCUGGAGAGCCCCAGCACCUGCAGGCCCCUCCCGCGGGGUGACGCCUACCAGCCGGCCAUGACGCCCGCUGCCAGCCAUGGUGUCCCCGGUGUUGGCGGGCCGCUGCCCGGAGCCCUCCCAGGCGCCCGAGGAAGUGGUGAGACUCCCCUGCGGCCUGGGUGCCCCGGGAAGGGGUGUAUGGGGCGGGUCAGAGGCCUCCGGAUCUCACCCACAGUCCUGUUUGUCACAGUCACCAGACCCCAGCCCGGGCAGGCAGGAGGGGGCUGGGACGAGCCAGACAGCGGCUCCAGCUCCCAGAAUUCUUCCCGGGAGAGCGGUGACCCAGGCAAGGUCUCCGACUCGGGCAGUCGGUCGGGCAGUGACAGCCCCUCCGCGGCCAGCCAGGCACCCAGCGACCUGGCAGAGCGGGUCGAGGCUGUGACCCUGAGUGACUGCCAGCAGGAGCAGAGUCUGGUGCAGAUGGUGACGCGGGGGCCGCGCGCCUUUCUGAGCCGAGAGGAGGCGCAGUGCUUUAUCAAAGAGUGUGGGCUGCUCAACUGUGAGGUGGUCCUGGAGCUGCUGACGCGCUGCCUGGCCGGGACCAGCGAGUGCGUGCAGAUGAGGGCCCUGGGUGCCAUUGCCUCCCUGGGCUGCACCGACCUGCUCUCCCAGGAGCACAUCCUGCUCCUCACCCGGCCGUGGCUGCAGGAGCUUAGCGCUGGCAGCCCUGGACCCGUGACCAACAAGGCCACCAAGAUCCUGAGGCACUUUGAAGCCUCCUGCCGACAGCGGCCGCCUGCCCGGAGGCCCCCAGCCAAGCUGGGCCCCGUGGCUGCCCACGGGGGCCCGGCCGACCUGCUGAGCGACACUGAGGCUGCGCCUUUCUCCGGGAGCCACGCUUUCCUGCAGCCGCUGAGUUCCACCCUCCUCCCGGCCCAGGGCCUUGCGCAGCCCCGUCCCCUGGACGGCUCCCCCCUUUCAGUCUCCCGGGAGGCCGGGGCCGGACCUGAGUGGGACCCCCUGGGCACAGGCUCCCCAAAGGGAGCGCCGAAACAUUGCCCAGGGCCUGGUGGCUGCAGGUCCUUAUUUGCAGGCAUGGAGCUGGUGGCCUGCCCCCGCCUGCUGGGGGCCGGGCCUGCCACGGAAGAGGCCCUCCAGGCCCCCUGGACGUCAUCACAGAGGGCAGCGGCGGCAGGCGCGUCUCCCGGCUCGGAACCUUCUGCUUUCCCGUUCCUAAACUCGUGACCUUGCCAGCCUGGGCCAUGCCGGGAGUCACCGUGGCCCCAGUCUACAAAUCCCAGGACUCCAGGACUCUGUGCUGUCCCUUUUGCCCGCAGCCCCCAUGUCCCACCGAAGAGUGGUUCCUCUCAGGUGGCCGUGGCCAGUCCUGCUGUCCCUCGGGCUGCUUCCCCCCCACUCGUGGGCGAUGCGGCACGGGCAGCUGCCUGGAGCAGAUGCGACCGCCACCGCCGGGAGUCCACGAGCCCACAGAGCCAGGCGGCAUGUGCAAAGGGGUCCGCGGGGCCGACUCCCAACCAGAAGCGGGUUCCCCAUUCUCCUGCUGGAUGAGGCAGUCCCCGCCCCCCCCCUCCGGCACACAGGCCCUUCCUGUGGCUGUGGUGGCCAGAUGGCAGGCCCGAGGCCUUGGGGGAGAAAGAGACCAGCGCCGAGCUGCUAGCUGGGGGUAGGGGGCGGCUGGGGCCCCAGACUGACUGCUGGGUGUCCUGCCGUGCAGCUGUCUGGUGGCCCCGUCUGCAGGCAUGGUCCGGCCCCUCUCCUCACGGCCAGAGGGACUGCAGGGGGGACUGGGGGGCAGAGGGCAUGUCACCGCCCGCCUGGAGGGGACAGGAGCUCCCAGGGUCCUCACAGGCACCUGGCCCCUCUGGUGGACGAGUCAGAAGGAGAUAGUCCAGGCGGUGGCCCUUGCCACCCUGAGAGGAGGUCGCAGGUUACCUCAGUUUCCCCCCAGGUCUCCCUUACUAGAAGCUAGCUGUCUGGACUUUCUGCAGCAGCAGGCCUGGGAAACGCUGACCUCAGGGGUCCCCGGAUGCCCGUGCCUGCCUCUCAGAAACGGAGUUUUUGUGUGGAUUUGGAACCAUGGCUUGGCUCUUUGCUUUUGGGCUCUGAGCGCUCCCUCCACAGGGGGCCAUAAACUGGCCACGCAGCUUCUUGUCCACGGGGAGGGGGGGGUGUUGAAGUCAGGCUGUUUCUGCUGCCAGAUCCCGGUAUGACCCGGGUCCUCUGCCGCCUGCUCCCUGCAGACUGCGCGGGGCUGGCCUCGGGGCGAAGGUUCUGGUGCCACAGGGGCACGCGGCCGCUCCCGGGACCGCAGCGCCAGAACUCGAAUAAACACGGUUGUUCACGCAAA
Messenger RNA from Suricata suricatta (meerkat), 3643 nucleotides. RefSeq names its product TEPSIN adaptor related protein complex 4 accessory protein (gene TEPSIN). Bases 697 to 2520 code for a protein of 607 amino acids. NCBI's taxonomy places the organism in Eukaryota, Metazoa, Chordata, Mammalia, Carnivora, Herpestidae. The transcript has 13 exons. Gene Ontology annotation, cellular component: trans-Golgi network membrane. The record is from RefSeq and is a predicted model, not a curated record.